CGUCGAGAGCCCGUACGGCAGCUGUACUGCAGACGUGUGAUUGCGGCGGGUCCCGAGGUCCGCCGUACACCCCCGGCUCCGCUAGCGACCAUCACAGCCGGCCGGCUGACCGACCGAGCCACCGAAAAUGGCUGCAGACUGGGCUGAGAUCCGCCGGCUGGCGGCCGACUUCCAGCGAGCGCAGUUCGCCAGCACCGCGCAGAGGUUAUCGGAACGAAACUGUGUUGAAAUUGUUGCUAAGCUGAUAGCGGACAAACAGUUGGAUGUGAUACACACAUUGGAUGGUAAGGAGUAUAUCACUCCAGCUCAAGUUGCUAAAGAGAUGCAGGAUGAGCUGUACAUUCAUGGAGGCAGGAUAAAUAUUGUGGAUCUUCAACAUAUUCUCAAUGUGGAUCUAACACACAUUGAAAGCAAAGCAAGUGACAUUGUUAAAUCAAACCGAGAUGUUCAGCUUGUUUUAGGCCAGCUGAUCGAUGAAGCCUACCUGGAUCGAAUGGCAGAAGAGGUAAACGAUCGCCUGCAGGAAGCUGGGCAUGUGACCAUAGCAGAACUCUGUAAAUUGUAUGAUCUUCCAAUUGACUUUCUCACAGAGGAAUUAUCACGUCGCCUCGGCAGAAUUAUAAAUGGACAGAUGGACACCUAUGAUCGAGGUGUCAUUUUCACAGAUGCGUUCAUUGCCCAACACAAGGCCAGGAUUCGUGGACUUUUCAGUGCGGUGACUAGGCCAACACCAAUAAGCUCUUUGAUAUCUCAAUACAAAUUUCAAGAACAUCUUCUUUAUUCUUUUCUUGAAGAGUUCAUUAGUAUCGGUCGUUUGAAUGGAGCAGUGAUUGGUGGCAGACAGGACAAGGCCGUCUACGUCCCUGAUAUAUAUUCCAGAACUCAAAAUAACUGGGUCGAUUCAUUUUACAAGCAAAACGGCUAUUUGGAAUUCGAUACUCUGUCUCGGCUGGGAAUCCCAGACCCAGUGAGUUAUAUAAAGAAGCGAUACAAAUCGGCAUCAAUGACCGUAUUGAAAGCGGUGUGUGUUGACCAGACCAUUGUGGAUCAAGUGGAGGCUUCAGUAGAGGAGGCUAUCCGUUCUGGCACGUGGGUGGAUAUACAGCCCCUAUUGCCCAGUUUGUUCUCUGUGGAAGAUGCCUCCAUUUUACUCCAGCAGUUAAUGAGGACAAUGAACAAGCAUUCUGCUUCCAGGAUCUUUGCUGAUACCAUUGUGGUCAGUGAACAAUUUAUCAGCAGCUGUGUGGCACUGUUUGAGCAGAGGAUGCAGCACAAGGCAGAAAAGGAGCUGCAGAACAAUCAUGCACAUGUGUUAACAGAGGAGGACCUGAAGCAAGCUGCCAUUAUUGCAGAAAGUAUGAUCUCGGUUAAAAAGGACAAGCGAGAGGACAGGAAGAAGAAAGCAUUAGAUGGCAGUGGAAGCACCCGAGCAGGAGGCGGUGGCAACGCAAGAGAAAUCAGGACCAAAAAGAGCAAGAAGAGAGGAAAGAAAGAUGAAGAUAGUGAUGAAGAGACCCAAAGCACAGGUAAACACAAGCCAAAGGAAGUACUUUUCUUGCCGAAAGAAGAAAUUGAAAGCAUUUUAAGGAGUUACAACGAGGAGUGUCCUGAGGAAAUGAUAAGUGAACUCGCUGAACAUUUGAUCAGACCUUUAAACAAGAGCUAUCAGGAAGUGUUACACACGGUGUUCACAUCCACUGCCUCCUCCACCUCAGGGGCAAGUCGGAAAAAGACGGUGAAAGAACUACAGGAGGAGGUCUCGCAGUUCCACAACAACAUAAAGUUGUUUGAGAAGGGAGCCAAGCUCUUUACAGAUGACACACAAGUUCAAUUAGAAAAGCACUUGUUGAAGACCAUUUCCACUGAUAUUUGCAAUCUCCUUUUCAAUUUCGUGGCUGGGGACCUCAUGAUGGCAGUGGAAAACUACACGUCAAUAACCUCAGAGCUCAGAUUGAAAAUUCUGGCAAAACUACCCGAGGAAACCAGAGGUCCUCUUUUGAAGCUACAUAAUUCACUGAAUGGCAAAUGCAUUGAGGAAUUUCUAUCCGUUUUGGAUGGCGCGACAGAUGUUUGUGGAAUUAUGCUGAAAAAGGGCGACAAAAAGAAAGAAAGGCAGGUCCUGUUCCAGCACCGGCAGGCAUUGCUUGAACAAGUCAAAGGGACCGAGGACCCAGCGCUGGUUCUGCAUCUGACCUCCGUUCUGUUGUUCCAACUCUCAACGCACCACAUGCUUCAUGCACCUGGCAGAUGUGUACCACAGGUCAUCGGUUUCCUCAGCGGCAAGAUUCCUGAGGAUCAAUACAAAUUCCUAGUGAAGUAUCAAGGUCUCGUGGUGAAGCAACUCGUAGGUCAACACCGAAAAAACAAAGAGGGCGAGGACUCUGGAGAAUGCAGCAACCUUGAGAAUGAUGCAGAAAAUGAUGUAGAGGCAGUUCGAAAGGAGCUGCAAGAAUUAACUCCAUUUGUCAAAGAUCUAGUGCUGAAAGCCAGAAAAAUUUCAGUGACAGAAGAGUGAAAUUCCAUUGGAAAUGAGAUUUUGUGGAAUGACUGAAUUUACCAAUCAAUAUGUACAUUAGAGAGUUAUAAAAUUUUAAAAAUGUCAUUUAAUAUUAAACAGAGAAUAAACUGCCAUAGAUCAUCUUGAUUAAAUUCAUAACAAUUCUUUUAAUAAAAUGUUGUACCUAUAAGACCUAUCUAUUUUGGAUUGUAACAUGAACAUUUAAUAGUUGGAUGUGACAGUGUGAUAUUUUUCUUAAUUGUCUAAUACAAUUCAGAUACAGAGAAAAGAGUAAGAUAUUUACCAUUCUGCUCAGAUUAACACUCAUUAAUCUGUUCAUUCUGCCAUAUUUAUUUGAAUAUUCUUGACUUAUAACAUAGAAAAAUUAAUUCUGCAGGCUGAUAAUGCUGCCAAAUCUUACUGUGCCAUUCUACAAGAAUCUUCACAGAAAUGGGCUGAUGUUUUUUCCCCACAAAAAAAUAGCUUUGUUGAGAAGGAGUAAAUAGUCAAUAUUUCGGGCUGAGACCUUUCAUCAGGUCUUAGCCUGAAAUGCUGAAUAUUUAUUCAUUUCCAUAGAUGUUACCUGACCUCCUGAGUUCCUCCAGUGUUCUGUGUGUGUUGCUGUGGAUAUCCAGCAUCUACAGAAUCUCUUGUGUCUCUGAUGCUCCAGAAAUUCUCAACACACUAUUCUACUGGUAGCCUGGUCAGAUACCGUACCAGGAAUUGUUGUCCAAAAGGUUAAGCUGAAAUAAAUUGUUGGAAGCCAUCUGUGCAUAUGUUGAGGACAUCGAGUACUUUUCUGUUCUUAUUUAGGAAAAAGCAAUGAUAUUUUAAAAAAAUACUAGUGUCACCUUGCACCACAAUGUCUUAAAUAGCAAACAAAGAUCAAUGCUUGAUAGUCUGGAAUAAAAAUACUUGAUUAAAAACUCAUUGAUUUUAAACAUUAAUACGGAUUCUUUUUCUGAAUUCUACUUCCAGCAUUUUGUUUCAGAGUCACACAUAAUUUCCUUCUCAUAUUUUCCUGUAUUUUGACUAGUACUCUAUGGAAUGAACAUAGCUCAAUGUAGAAGACAAGAGGAUUCUGGAGAAUGCAGCAACAUUGAGAAAGCUGCAGGAUACAAUGUAGAGGCAGUUCAAAAGGUGCUGCAAGAAUUAACUCUAUUUGUCAAAGAUCUGCUGAAAGCCAGAGAAACUUCAGUGACAGUAGAGUGAAAAUCCGUUGGAAAUGGGAUCUUAUGGAAUGGCAGAGCAGAUUUGGGCCAAAUGUCCUAAUUGUUUUAUAGUCUUACAGCACGAGUUCCCUGAAAAACAGCCCAGAGAAUUCUGAAAUGAUGAAUACUGUUCUAUUAAAAGAAGUUAACAACUAAUAUUACAAUAACAAAAAUAUAUUUUCAUUAAAGAAAGUAAGUGAAAUUCAUCAAUUCUGUUCCUUUAAUUGUUUGAAUUCUACUGUUAAGGUCAAAGUAAAUUUUUUAUUGAAGUACGCACCAAUAAAAAAUUACGCAGAUUCAUUU
Molecule: messenger RNA, 4011 nt
Organism: Mobula hypostoma (lesser devil ray)
Lineage: Eukaryota; Metazoa; Chordata; Chondrichthyes; Myliobatiformes; Myliobatidae
Gene: ufl1
Product: UFM1-specific ligase 1
Exons: 19
Coding region: 128-2515 (795 amino acids)
Biological process (GO): response to endoplasmic reticulum stress; regulation of proteasomal ubiquitin-dependent protein catabolic process; protein K69-linked ufmylation
Cellular component (GO): endoplasmic reticulum membrane
Molecular function (GO): UFM1 ligase activity
Source: RefSeq, a predicted model, not a curated record